AAUCAGACUGUGGGUUCUGGAGUUGGUGCAUUUGGUUUCUUGUGCAAGUUGUGAUCUUCUACGCAACUAGGAUCAUUUCCUGGGAGUUUUACUGUUUUACUUCCUUGCCAAAACUGCAAGAACAUACCAAUUUUUUCUUGAUGGCCAAAUUCUCAAUGAAACUUUCCCAAGUGGCAGUUUUGUGUUGAACUUUUUGGGAAAAGUGAAUGAUGUUUUCUAAAGGGUGAUGCCUUUGGUCAGAACGGACUCAUAAGAUGUCUUCUAACUUGAUGGUGGUGCAAUCAGAUCCGAGGGACGCUGGAUCUCAGCGCUGCCGUCUCGGACCAGAACUCAUGACAAAACUCAGUCUCAAUAUGGGCGAUCACGUCAAGCUUUCCCUCGCACGUUCAGAACUGCUGUGCAAGGCGUGGCCUCGUCAGGACUUGGCAGAAGGGAUGCUUCAAGCAGAUCACUUCGUCUACAGAGACGUCAAUAAUAGAUAUGUAUCAGAAAAGUUUAUUGAAGAAAGCUGCGUGGAAAAAUUGGCAGUUGGGAAACUUUUGAAGGCUGACGUAGCAGUUGUUGUAGCUGGUGGUUUGAAAAAUGCUGUCGUGAAAGACAAGUCUUUACUUGAAAUGUACAUUGGUCAAAAGCUUCUGAAUGUUGCUGUUUUCAGAAACUGUACUGUAUCAUAUGCUGAUAGAUCUUCAAUUGACAAUAUUGCCUAUGUCUUAGUGAGGGAUGUCGAAUGUGCAGAAUGCAAACUGGAUGCUGGUUAUGUAACAAAGAAAACAGAAUUUAACGUUGUUGAAGUAAUACGACUGGAACAGUAUAACCAACGCCAGCAAUCGUCAAACAUCUCUCUGGGUGCGCUCCAACGCCAGGCCGCGGUACUGAAAGAAGCGGUCAGCCUCCCUCUGAUGUAUCCACAGACUUUUGACAAACUCUGCAUCAAUCGACCAAUGGGGAUCCUUCUUCUUGGCCCUCCAGGAGUAGGUAAAACCUCAUUGGUCAAGACAGUAGCAGCGGAAUGCCACGCCCACCUGGUGGCAUUGAACGGACCAGACGUGUUUGGGCCACACCCGGGAGAGAGUGAAGAGAACCUGAGGAGGGUUUUUCAAGAAGCUGUUACGAUAUCAGAGGAAGGGCCCUGUGUCCUGUUUAUAGAUGAGUUGGAUGCUUUGUGUCCCAAACGUGGAGGUUCAGGAAAAAGUCAGGAGAAUAGGAUGGUUGCCCAGAUGCUGACCCUGAUGGAUGGACAGGCAGGCCGCGGCAGGCUGGUCGUGGUGGCCGCCACUAACCGCCCCAACGCCAUCGACCCCGCCCUCAGGAGACCCGGCAGGUUCGACAAAGAGGUGCACGUAGGUGUACCCAAUCAGCAGGAGCGUGAGGAGAUCCUCAGGGUGGUGAGCAGGGACAUGUCCCUGGCAGAGGACGUUGACCUCAACAGGCUGGCAGAGAUGACACCAGGCUAUACAGGUGCAGACCUGACAGCUGUUUGCCACCUGGCAGCUUACAGCUUACUGAGCAGGGCCCAGACACAGGACAAAAUACCGACACAGAUCAGUAUGGAGGCUCUUCGCAAGGCUCUGGCCGAGAUCCGACCUUCAGCGCUGAGAGGCUUUGACGGGACCACAGAGGUCAGCCCUGUGGACUGGUCUGCCAUUGGUGGACUGGAAGAUGUCAAGGUCAAACUACAACAGGCAGUGGUGUGGCCCCUCCUACACACGGAAGCCUUUAGUAGACUGGGACUGCCUCGUCCUAAAGGCGUGCUCCUGUACGGACCUCCAGGCUGCUGUAAGACGACGCUCGUACGGGCGGCGGCGGGAGCCUGUCACGCCACGUUCCUCGCUGUCAGCGGAGCCCAGGUGUACUCUCCAUUCUUGGGAGAGUCCGAGAAGACAAUAAGUCAGGUGUUCCAGCGGGCUCGAGCUGCCGCUCCAACCAUCAUCUUCCUGGACGAGAUUGACUCGCUUGUCAGGAAGCGUGGGGAGGGCGUACAAAGCGGAGUACAGGAGCGCGUGCUGUCCACCCUGCUGAACGAGAUGGACGGGAUCGGGGUAGAGAUCUCAAGGUCAGGCGGCUUGACAAAGGUCGCAGAGGGAUCAAGUUGUACCGAUCAGGUAGAGAAGAAGGCUGUUCCAGUAACAAACAACAACGUCCUGGUGGUGGCAGCGACCAACCGUCCGGACAUGCUGGACUCCGCCCUGCUGCGGCCAGGUCGUGUAGACAGGACCAUCUACGUGCCGCCUCCAGACCUGACAGCUAGAGCGGAGAUUCUGCAUGUCCACAGCAGGAAGAUGCCACUGUCACAGGAUGUGGACAUACAGGAGCUAGCACACAGGACCAACCUGUACUCUGGUGCAGACUUGGAGAACCUGUGUAGAGAGGCUGCCAUGCAGGCCCUACAGCAGGAGGGGUUGGAUACAGGGGUGGUGAAACAUACCCACUUCAUGGCAGCACUGCAGGACACUGCCCCCUCUCUCAAUGAAGAGGAACUGCAGCACUAUCAGACUCUCUUCUCCAAAUAGUGUCUGCCUUGGUCACAAAAUUUCUCAUUACAGUUUGUCAAUAUUGGUUUGUCAAUAUCAGAUCUAUUGUUAUAAUGAUGAUAAUGAUACUGGUUAUAAGAUUCAAUAUUGAGAAUGAUUUGUUGCUUCAAGGAGUUUAUAUUGGUUUCAGACAUCUUUUACUUUACAUUUUUUAAAUAUUACUUAUUAUUUAUUUUAAAAGUAAUUGUGUCAAAGUUUAUGUACAUGGAACAUUAAUGUAUGAUAGGGCUUUUCUUAAGACAUCAUCAAUUUCUUUUAAAAUUCCUCAUACAUGUAUUUCAUCAAUCAGACACCACACAGACUAGCCAUUUUGUGUGAAGAAAUACGUAACCAUUGUAACAGCAUUUGGAACUUCAUCACAAACAGUAUUCACCCUAGCAUGACCAUACAGCAAGGUAUAUCGGUUAUAUCAGAUCUCUGCCCCACACUUUUUGAUUUCAAAAGUAACUGUUAAGUGUCAUUAACGUUAUCAAUCAUUCCGCCAUACUGGCCACUUUUCCAAGACUAAAAGAUGAAGAAUGACCAUCUUGCAAUUUUUCCUCUUACUUAUGUUGUGAAUCCAUAAGUUUACAAGCUUAUAAAUGUUACAUUGUAACCAAUGCAGUCAUGAAUAAAAACACACUGG
Molecule: messenger RNA, 3156 nt
Organism: Branchiostoma floridae (Florida lancelet)
Lineage: Eukaryota; Metazoa; Chordata; Leptocardii; Amphioxiformes; Branchiostomatidae
Product: spermatogenesis-associated protein 5-like protein 1
Exons: 9
Coding region: 255-2510 (751 amino acids)
Molecular function (GO): ATP hydrolysis activity; ATP binding
Source: RefSeq, a predicted model, not a curated record